AUGUUACUAGGGAUUGUUCUUCUUUGUGCAGCUGUGCUAGCUAAAGAAUGUGUGCCGCAAAUUUCUGGAUGCGCCGAAUGUGAUGAAUCGACUGGAACCAAAUGCACGCGCUGCGACCCGGCCGGCAACACGCCCUUCCUGAUGGAGACGACGCCGGACGGCGGGGAGGGCACGUGCGUCGGGGACUGCACACAGACCCCGGGCUAUUACGGCGACGCCAGCGACGACCAGAAUAAGAAGUGCAAGAAGUGCAACGCCGCCUGCGCAGCGUGCUCUGGCGCAGAGGCCACGAAGUGCACGCGCUGCGACCCGGCCGGCAACACGCCCUUCCUGAUGGAGACGACGCCGGACGGCGGGGAGGGCACGUGCGUCGGGGACUGCACACAGACCCCGGGCUAUUACGGCGACGCCAGCGACGACCAGAAUAAGAAGUGCAAGAAGUGCAACGCCGCCUGCGCAGCGUGCUCUGGCGCAGAGGCCACGAAGUGCACGCGCUGCGACCCGGCCGGCAACACGCCCUUCCUGAUGGAGACGACGCCGGACGGCGGGGAGGGCACGUGCGUCGGGGACUGCACACAGACCCCGGGCUAUUACGGCGACGCCAGCGACGACCAGAAUAAGAAGUGCAAGAAGUGCAACGCCGCCUGCGCAGCGUGCUCUGGCGCAGAGGCCACGAAGUGCACGCGCUGCGACCCGGCCGGCAACACGCCCUUCCUGAUGGAGACGACGCCGGACGGCGGGGAGGGCACGUGCGUCGGGGACUGCACACAGACCCCGGGCUAUUACGGCGACGCCAGCGACGACCAGAAUAAGAAGUGCAAGAAGUGCAACGCCGCCUGCGCAGCGUGCUCUGGCGCAGAGGCCACGAAGUGCACGCGCUGCGACCCGGCCGGCAACACGCCCUUCCUGAUGGAGACGACGCCGGACGGCGGGGAGGGCACGUGCGUCGGGGACUGCACACAGACCCCGGGCUAUUACGGCGACGCCAGCGACGACCAGAAUAAGAAGUGCAAGAAGUGCAACGCCGCCUGCGCAGCGUGCUCUGGCGCAGAGGCCACGAAGUGCACGCGCUGCGACCCGGCCGGCAACACGCCCUUCCUGAUGGAGACGACGCCGGACGGCGGGGAGGGCACGUGCGUCGGGGACUGCACACAGACCCCGGGCUAUUACGGCGACGCCAGCGACGACCAGAAUAAGAAGUGCAAGAAGUGCAACGCCGCCUGCGCAGCGUGCUCUGGCGCAGAGGCCACGAAGUGCACGCGCUGCGACCCGGCCGGCAACACGCCCUUCCUGAUGGAGACGACGCCGGACGGCGGGGAGGGCACGUGCGUCGGGGACUGCACACAGACCCCGGGCUAUUACGGCGACGCCAGCGACGACCAGAAUAAGAAGUGCAAGAAGUGCAACGCCGCCUGCGCAGCGUGCUCUGGCGCAGAGGCCACGAAGUGCACGCGCUGCGACCCGGCCGGCAACACGCCCUUCCUGAUGGAGACGACGCCGGACGGCGGGGAGGGCACGUGCGUCGGGGACUGCACACAGACCCCGGGCUAUUACGGCGACGCCAGCGACGACCAGAAUAAGAAGUGCAAGAAGUGCAACGCCGCCUGCGCAGCGUGCUCUGGCGCAGAGGCCACGAAGUGCACGCGCUGCGACCCGGCCGGCAACACGCCCUUCCUGAUGGAGACGACGCCGGACGGCGGGGAGGGCACGUGCGUCGGGGACUGCACACAGACCCCGGGCUAUUACGGCGACGCCAGCGACGACCAGAAUAAGAAGUGCAAGAAGUGCAACGCCGCCUGCGCAGCGUGCUCUGGCGCAGAGGCCACGAAGUGCACGCGCUGCGACCCGGCCGGCAACACGCCCUUCCUGAUGGAGACGACGCCGGACGGCGGGGAGGGCACGUGCGUCGGGGACUGCACACAGACCCCGGGCUAUUACGGCGACGCCAGCGACGACCAGAAUAAGAAGUGCAAGAAGUGCAACGCCGCCUGCGCAGCGUGCUCUGGCGCAGAGGCCACGAAGUGCACGCGCUGCGACCCGGCCGGCAACACGCCCUUCCUGAUGGAGACGACGCCGGACGGCGGGGAGGGCACGUGCGUCGGGGACUGCACACAGACCCCGGGCUAUUACGGCGACGCCAGCGACGACCAGAAUAAGAAGUGCAAGAAGUGCAACGCCGCCUGCGCAGCGUGCUCUGGCGCAGAGGCCACGAAGUGCACGCGCUGCGACCCGGCCGGCAACACGCCCUUCCUGAUGGAGACGACGCCGGACGGCGGGGAGGGCACGUGCGUCGGGGACUGCACACAGACCCCGGGCUAUUACGGCGACGCCAGCGACGACCAGAAUAAGAAGUGCAAGAAGUGCAACGCCGCCUGCGCAGCGUGCUCUGGCGCAGAGGCCACGAAGUGCACGCGCUGCGACCCGGCCGGCAACACGCCCUUCCUGAUGGAGACGACGCCGGACGGCGGGGAGGGCACGUGCGUCGGGGACUGCACACAGACCCCGGGCUAUUACGGCGACGCCAGCGACGACCAGAAUAAGAAGUGCAAGAAGUGCAACGCCGCCUGCGCAGCGUGCUCUGGCGCAGAGGCCACGAAGUGCACGCGCUGCGACCCGGCCGGCAACACGCCCUUCCUGAUGGAGACGACGCCGGACGGCGGGGAGGGCACGUGCGUCGGGGACUGCACACAGACCCCGGGCUAUUACGGCGACGCCAGCGACGACCAGAAUAAGAAGUGCAAGAAGUGCAACGCCGCCUGCGCAGCGUGCUCUGGCGCAGAGGCCACGAAGUGCACGCGCUGCGACCCGGCCGGCAACACGCCCUUCCUGAUGGAGACGACGCCGGACGGCGGGGAGGGCACGUGCGUCGGGGACUGCACACAGACCCCGGGCUAUUACGGCGACGCCAGCGACGACCAGAAUAAGAAGUGCAAGAAGUGUGCAGAAGGCCAAAAGCCUAAUACUGCAGGAAAUAAGUGCUUCGUUUGCCCAGAUGCUAACUGUGAACGAUGUGAUCAGAGUGAUGUCUGCGCUAGAUGCAGUACCGGCGCACCACUGGAGAACGGGAAAUGCCCCGCCGCCACGCCGGGGUGCCACUCCAGCUGCGACGGAUGCACCUCUGACGCCAUGACGAACCAGGCCGACAAGUGCACUGGCUGUAAAGAGGGACGGUAUCUAAAGCCAAACCCUGCAGCUGGGCAAUCGGGAACGUGUCUUACUGCUGAAGAGUGCACCUCCGAUAAGACGCACUUCACCAAGGAGAAGGUCGGUGACUCGAAGGGGAUGUGCCUCCCAUGCAGCGACGCAACACACGGCAUCGCGGACUGCAAAAAGUGUGCCCUCAAAACGCUCUCUGGAGAAACAGAAUCGACAGUUGUGUGCUCUGAGUGUACUGACAAAUGGCUUACUCCUUCGGGCAAUGCAUGUUUAGAACAGUGUCCUGCUGGAACAUAUCCUAACGAUAACAAUCUUUGUACUCCUUGUCAUGAUACCUGUGCAGAGUGCAAUGGCAAUGCGGACGCUGCUUCCUGCACGGCUUGCUAUCCUGGGUAUUCUCUCCUGUAUGGAUCUGGCACAGCCGGAACAUGCGUCAAGGAGUGCACUGGUGCGUUCGGCGCCAACUGUGCAGACGGGCAGUGCACGGCUGACGUGGGGGGCGCGAAGUACUGUGCCCAGUGCAAGGACGGGUACGCCCCGAUCGACGGGAUCUGUACAGCAGUGAAAACUGGGAGAGACGCGAGCGUAUGUACGGCGGCAGGCGGGAAGUGCACCAAAUGUGCAGGAGAGUAUACUCUCAUGUCGGGCGGGUGCUAUGGUGUGGCGAAGCUUCCUGGCAAAUCGGUUUGCACGCUUGCUAACAAUGGAAAGUGUACUAUGUGUGCUGCAAAUAGCCAGGCACCUGUGCAAGAUAAGUGUCCGGAGUGCUCUGAAGGCUGUGCAAAAUGCAAUGAUUCUAAUGCCUGCACUGAAUGCCUUCCUGGAUACUAUAAGAACAAGAGCAGCGCUUGUAUACCAUGCAGCAAAGAUAGCACACCAAUCACUGGCGUGCCUAAUUGCGUAAGCUGUGCUCCUCCAGCUGGUGGCAAUGGCGGUCCUGUCCUCUGUUAUCUCAUGAAAGGUGCCGACAACACCGGCGGAAGCACGAACAAGAGCGGCCUUAGCACAGGCGCCAUCGCGGGCAUUUCCGUCGCUGUGAUUGUUGUUGUAGGAGGCCUUGUGGGCUUCCUUUGCUGGUGGUUCCUCUGUAGAGGAAAAGCGUAG
Messenger RNA from Giardia duodenalis, 4260 nucleotides. RefSeq names its product VSP. The transcript has a single exon. NCBI's taxonomy places the organism in Eukaryota, Fornicata, Diplomonadida, Hexamitidae. The coding region runs from base 1 to 4260 and encodes 1419 amino acids. The record is from RefSeq and is a predicted model, not a curated record.